AUGGCGCGCCUUGAACGAGGUAGAAUCCGCUAUGAGCGGUAUGAUGAAUGCAUGCAGAUCAUGGCUCUGGCCCUGCUCUGCGCAUUGGCCGGAGAGGAGGACUUGUUUCUCGUGAUGACCAUGUUUGGUCUUGUCAAACUGGAGGCCUACCAAGAGCUAGUAGCGCCUACAACCCUGCAGGGUGUGUACCCGAUGUACAACAUCUUCGACGCUAUCGGAGGCUUCGACUUCAAGGAGCUUUUUAGGCAGCCCUAA
Ectocarpus sp. CCAP 1310/34 is the source of this 255-nucleotide messenger RNA. The record is from the annotation of a GenBank genome assembly. Lineage: Eukaryota; Phaeophyceae; Ectocarpales; Ectocarpaceae.